This is a messenger RNA of Adelges cooleyi (spruce gall adelgid), 1873 nucleotides long. Its product is annotated as probable cytosolic Fe-S cluster assembly factor AGAP009023. The record is from RefSeq and is a predicted model, not a curated record. The coding region runs from base 140 to 1582 and encodes 480 amino acids. Gene Ontology annotation, cellular component: cytosolic [4Fe-4S] assembly targeting complex. The transcript is spliced from 9 exons. Gene Ontology annotation, molecular function: 4 iron, 4 sulfur cluster binding. Gene Ontology annotation, biological process: iron-sulfur cluster assembly. NCBI's taxonomy places the organism in Eukaryota, Metazoa, Arthropoda, Insecta, Hemiptera, Adelgidae.
AUCAGUCUUAUCUCUUAUAACUUCCACAACUUAAAAGUCUCAAAUUUUGAAUUAAUUAAAAUAAAGUAAAGUAACGUAGUUGUAUAAACAGUUUUUGUUUUAUAAAACUAAAGUAUUUAAAUAUAUUUUUGUUAUUACAAUGAUUUCCUCUGGCUUUAGUGGUGCUUUAAAGUUAACAGAUUUAGAUGAUUUUAUAACGCCCUCGCUGGAAUGUAUAAAGCCAGUACAGUUUGAAAAAUCGAUUGGUACAGGUGCUAAAAUCAAGAUUGGAGAAGAUGGGUCUUAUACACAAGAGACUAUAAGUGGCAAAGUUGAAAAAUUGAAGCAAGUAGAAAUUUCAUUAACAGACUGUUUAGCUUGCAGUGGUUGUAUAACUUCAGCUGAAACUGUACUUAUUCAACAACAAAGCACAGAUGAGAUGAUGCGAGUUUUCAAUGAACAACAUGUACAUAUUUUGGAUGAAAUUAAUAGAAAAUUCAUUGUAGUGUCAUUAUCCAUCCAAGCUUGCAUUUCAUUUGCUGUUAGUAAAAAAUUAUCUGUUCAAGAGUCCACGUUGAAGUUAUGUGGAUAUUUCAAAAAAUUGGGAGCAAACCUAGUAUUUGAUCUAAAGUUAGCUGAAGACUUGGCAUUAAUAGAAUCGCAGAAUGAAUUUGUGGAAAGAUAUCAAUCAGCUAAAUGUCUGAAAUCGAAUAAAAUACUACCUAUGUUAGCAUCAUCAUGCCCAGGUUGGGUAUGUUAUGCAGAAAAGACUCAUGGUAAUUUUAUUCUACCCUACAUUAGCCGUGUAAAAUCACCUCAACAAAUCAUGGGUACACUCAUAAAAAAUUACAUUUCAAAAUUAAAGAAUAAGUUGAAAAAAGAUAUAUACCAUAUAACAGUUAUGCCAUGUUUUGACAAAAAAUUGGAAGCAUCUAGAGAUCAAUUUUUUGAUGUAGAUUCUCAGACUAAAGAUGUUGACUGUGUAGUCACAUCAAUUGAGUUGGAAGCUUUAAUGGUUAAGGAAAAUAUACAUUUUGAAGAUAUUAGUUGUGAAGAGUUUGAUAUAAUGAUAGAAACAGAUUUAAAUUGUAAUUCCCAAUUGUCAACAAAUACAGGAUCUGGAUCUGGUGGAUAUGCCCAUAAUAUUUUUCGCCACGCUGCUCUCCAACUAUUUAACAUCAAUGUUGAAAAAAUUGUGUUCAAACCUCUUAGGAAUUUCGAUAUGAAAGAAGCCAUACUGGAAGUCAAUGGAACUGUUCUUUUACGUUUUGCGAUUGCCAAUGGUUUUAGAAAUAUUCAAAAUCUAGUACAAAAAUUAAAAAGCAAAAGAUGUCCUUAUGAUUAUGUAGAAGUAAUGGCAUGUCCAUCAGGAUGUCUUAAUGGUGGUGCUCAAGUAAAACAAAUAGAACUAAAGCCAAACAGAGAAUUCAUUAACAAAUUGGAACAUAUUUAUGAUGAUUUGCCUAAAACCUUUCCAGCAGACAGUAUCAAUGUAAAACAUCUGUACACAAAUUGGUUAAAUGAGAAUAACAAAAAUGAGUAUUUAUGUACAACUUACAGAGAAAUAAAAAAAAUUGAUCAACCAUUAAAUAUUAAAUGGUAGACUAAUGCAACCUAUAAAAUUGUUUCUGUAUUAUAAAUAUUGAUAAAGUUAGCUAAUUAUAUAUUUUUUUUGUGUGCAUCAUUCUUGUUUCUGUUAACCGUCCGUUGUAUUACUUUAAAUCACAAAAAUAAGCUCAAGAUUCCUUUUUUAUUUUGCAAUGUGUAAUGUUUAUAAUUAAGUUGUAUUAUUUUAUGAAGAUGUCUUUAACAACGAUAAAACCUUAAUAAUUGAUUGUUCUAUCUACAAAAUUAUCAUAAUAUCAUACAAUAUUAAUACUUACUCGUAAUUUUA